AUGUCGAAAUCAGCGCUUGUGUUCGGUGCCAGUGGGGUCAGUGGGUGGGCAUUCGUCAACGAGCUUCUCCAUGACUACCCACGCCCAGGUAUCUGGAAAAGAAUAAACGCCCUGACCAAUCGUCCCCUCUCGCAAACCUCAACACUAUGGCCUGCCGACUCACGCCUAAAGCUCGUUGCUGGAAUUGACUUGCUGAACGGUAGUCAAGAAGUCCUCGCAUCUUCGAUGAGCGAAAUUGAAGGAAUUGAUGAAGUGACUCAUGUCUAUUAUCUAGCAUACAAAGCCUCCCUAGACCUUGAGAAAGAGUACAAGGACGCAGAAGCUAUGUUCCGCAGGUCAAUCAUAGCUAUCGACCGCGUCUCGUCCGCACUUGAGUUCAUAGUCUUGCAAACGGGGUCCAAGACCUACGGUUGCCAUCUCCUCUCGCAGCGCUCCUCAAUCAACAUGCCGCUCCCCCUCAGCGAGUCUCACGAAAGACUUCCAUCUCCACACGCAGAGCAGCUAUUCUACCACGCACAACUAGACUUCCUCUCUUCCUACGCCAAAGGCAAGACUUGGAAUUGGUGUGAAACUCGACCAGAUAUCAUCGUCGGCUUCGUCCCGAACAGGAGUUUUUACUCCCUUGCCACCUCCCUUGGGAUUUUUCUAGCGCUGUGGAAGGAAGUUGAUGGCGAAGGAGCCAGGUGUCCGUUCCCUGGGUCCGAAGGAGGAUGGGAGGCGCUUUGGAAUCAGGGGAGUAGUGAUAUGCUUGCGCGGCAAGCGAUUCAUCUUUCGCUUACGCUUCCCCGGGAAAGAAAAGGGGAGGCGUUCAACGUUGCCGAUGAGAAAGCGCCAGGGAGUUGGAAGAUGAAGUGGCCAGAUAUUUGUUCCCACUUUGAACUGCAAGGUGCUCCUCCACCGAAAGAAGGCACUGCGAUUGAGGUGAGGAGGUAUAUUGAAGAUCAUAUGGAUGCCUGGAAGGGGAUGGAGCGGAAAUAUGGGUUGAAGAGUGGGAUUGUGGAUUCGAUAUUCUGGUCGAGGAGGUUUGAAUUUGCUUGUCUUUCACUGUUUGAUUUUGAUAGGCAGUUUGAUAUGAGGAGGAUUUAUGGGAGCGGUUUUGAAGAGGAAAGAACGACGAAAGAGACGUGGGGUAGUGUGUUUGAUCGGAUGAAGAGGGCGAAUAUUAUUCCUUCCUAG
Messenger RNA from Hyaloscypha bicolor E, 1176 nucleotides. RefSeq lists its product as uncharacterized. The record is from RefSeq and is a predicted model, not a curated record. Lineage: Eukaryota; Fungi; Ascomycota; Leotiomycetes; Helotiales; Hyaloscyphaceae. The transcript has 2 exons. Bases 1 to 1176 code for a protein of 391 amino acids.